This is a messenger RNA of Pipistrellus kuhlii (Kuhl's pipistrelle), 2775 nucleotides long. It is a transcript of the gene HEATR3, whose product is annotated as HEAT repeat containing 3. The transcript is spliced from 15 exons. Gene Ontology annotation, biological process: ribosomal large subunit biogenesis; protein import into nucleus. Lineage: Eukaryota; Metazoa; Chordata; Mammalia; Chiroptera; Vespertilionidae. Bases 156 to 2201 code for a protein of 681 amino acids. The record is from RefSeq and is a predicted model, not a curated record.
CACUGCGGUCCAUGUGGGCUCCCGCCGUCAGCCGGCCCAGGUGAGCCCCGCGCGAACCGCCGCUCCGCCAGGCCCUGCCGCCCGCGGGGCCGCCGCCGCGCCGCUGCCGCCGCCGCGCCGCUGCCGCUGCCGCCCCUCGCGGGCUCCCCGUUGCCAUGGGCAAGAGCAGGACGAAGCGCUUCAAGAGACCGCAGUUCUCCCCCGCCGGCGACUGUCAGGCCGAGUUGGCGGCGGCGGCGAACGGGACCGAGCUGGAGGAGGACGACGGGCCGGCGGCGGAGCUGCUGGAAAAGCUCCAGCACCCGAGCGCCGAGGUCCGCGAGUGCGCGUGCGCGGGGCUGGCGCGGCUGGUGCAGCAGCGGCCGGCGCUGCGGGGCCUGGCGCGCGGGGGCGCCGUGCGCCGCCUCGGGCCGCUGCUGCUCGACCCCAGCCUGGCGGUGAGGGAGACGGCGGCCGGCGCGCUCAGGAACCUCAGUGCCUGCGGAGGGUUCGAGGUCUGCGAUGACAUGGUGGCGAAGGACAUCAUGACGCCCCUGGUCCCGCUGCUCCGGGAGUGUAGCGCUGGACUGGAUUCAAACGAGGCGCCUCCCCGGGAAGAGAAGGAGCAGAGCAGAAGUUCUGUUGAGAACAUAGCCAACGAGGCGGUGAACGUGCUGUGGAACAUCUGUGAGUGCAGCAGCAGAGCGGUGUCUAUAUUCACCAGAGAAGGCUGUCUGGAGAGCGUCCUGAAGUGCUUAAGCAGGUUCCCCACCAACGUGGACCUGGCCGUCUCAGCAGCGUACUGUUUGCAGACGGUAACUGAGGAUAACCCAGAGCUGCUGAGGGCCUUCGGUGCCCCCGCACUGCAGGUGCUGGAAGCCGCCAUGCGGGCUCCUGCCAGUUCCAUGGCGUACAUCCUGUUGAAGACACUGGUGGCAGGCACCGUUUGGAACCUGAAGGACGUUAUUCCGUCCAAGAGUCAAGCAGAGAUCAUAAGCGCCAUCCUCAGGAUCUUAUCGGAGGUUCUGGACAUGGACGCCGGCGCGGUGGUCAUUCAGAUGAAGGAGGCCGAGACACAGAGGCUGAGAGCCGCCGCGGAGACCGAGGAAAGGUCGGAGAACGCGAACGGCGUGGGGCUGACCGAGGACGACGAGAUGGAGGAGACUCCUCCCAGGAGGAGGGUCCGGAGGAAAACCAUGAUCUCGGAUUUGCUUCCGCCCACUAACGAGGAGCUGAGAGAGGCCACGGCGCUGCUGACGGCGCAGCAGACGGCGCUGGAGAUCAUCGUCAACGUGUGCUGCAGCGAAGAUCCCUCCGACGACGAGUGGGAGGAAGAGCUUUCCAGCAGCGACGAGAGCGAGGCGUUCAUGGAGAGUUCCCUCGGCGAUGGUGGGGGGCAGCUCCUGUCUCCCCUCUGCCUCUCCCACGAGACGCACGCCGCCCUCACCAACCUCCACAUCCCCGGGAAGGUGUUUGAGAAAACUGCCUUUCCCAGCAGCGCUGCGGUGGACGUGUGUUCCAGGAGCCCCACGUGGAAGCCUCUGGUUAGAAAGAUGAACACGGUGCAGUGGCGGGCCCUCGUGUGUCUGCAGAGCCUCGUGUCCCUGCUGGAGGUGGAGCACCUGGGCGGGGCGCCGGCCCUGCAGGCCCUGGCGCAGCACCUGUCCACCCUGCUCUUCUCCCAGCCAGACCUCGCCGAGCACUCGGACUUCCUGGAGGCCAUCAGCGGCGCCCUGAGGGCCCUCCUGCAGACCAUGGCCGCCAAGAACAUCGCUCAGUGCAUGACGCCCGACCAGCUGAUGACGCUGUGCAGAGCCGGCAUCCAGAGCGGCAGCGUUGGCGUGAGGGUGAACGUGGUCAGCAUUUUGGGGAUCACGGGCAGCGUCCUCGCCAAAGAAGAUGGUGCACUUGAGACGCUCAAGACCAUCGGGUGCUUCCUGCUGGAGGUGGCCACCAAGGACCCCUCGCUGGUGGUGGUGGGAGAGGCCCUGGACGCCCUCUUCGACGUGUUCGCCGACGGCAGCGAAGCUGAGAGGGCCUCGGUGCAGAUCCGUUUGUUGUCUGCCCUGAAGGAGUUCCAGCCGGUCUUCAAGAUGAAGAUCCGAAAAGAAGGGAAAGGCAGGUACAGCCCAGACCAGCUGUGCGUCCUCGACAACGUGAAGACGAACUUGAGGAGGUUUGUCGCUUACCAGGAGACGGUUGAGAAGAGACUGGCUGCUUGACCCGCUGAGAGAGAGCAGUCCUUGUCCCCACGUGUCCAGGUCUCCCUGGUGGGGCCUGUUUCCAAAAGCCGCUGUCAGUGUCUGUGUUCCAUGUGUGACCGUGAGGUUCUCAGGACCUCGGGGCCUGUCAGGGGCGCGUCCUUCCCGGAGCUCUGGGAUCAGCGUCUCACGCUCUCCGCCUCAGGCACGGACACGGAGGCGGGGAGCACCGAGGACUCAGGUGGUGCUCGGUGAGCAGAGUAGAAACUUGACUCAAUUUUGAAAAAAUACAGGAAAACAAGCAUUGCCUGGAUGCUCUUUUAAGUCUAUCAUUUUAUAUUGGCUGCAUUUUUAACUUAAAGACAAGCUUUAUAAAAGAUUUUUGGUAUGAAGUAUAUCAAUUAUGUCUGCCUUUUGUUAAGUGAAUGAAUUGAAUUUGUAUUCCACUAUUCUGUAGGAUGUACAGAAGGGCUAACGAGGUCAUUAUCACCCUCUGUGUAAACAGGUCAGCUCUGCGUAUUGCUUUGUAACUCUUUAAUUUGAUAUGUCAUCAGAACUGGAGGGAAAUAUUUUUAAAUAAGUAAAUUUUUAAUAA